GGGUUGGUGUAAGAGAGUCUGAGGCGGGGGGGCUGGGCUGGUUCCCCUUCAAUUGACAUCAUCAACCAGAAGACCAGAGUUACCUGGUUACUGAUUACGUGUCAUUUUAUAGUUUUCUUGUGAUAAGGCUUGGCUAUAAGCACAAAGUCCUGCCAGGUACUAGAGUCCUGCACACCACCCACCCUUCUCUGGUCGGCUGCUCAGGUCGUGUUGUUGUUCCGUCUCUGCGCGCGUUCAGCUCCAAACAUCAGCAUCAUGAGUGUCGAGUCCAAAAAGCCGCGUGAGGCCUGCUGCUCCAAGUUGAAGCUCUUCCUGGUCUCACUGUCAUUCGUCUUCUUCGCCAAAGCCUUUGGCGGUGCUUAUAUGAAAAGCUCCAUCACCCAGAUCGAGAGGCGCUUUGACAUACCCAGCUCCCUCAUCGGAGUGAUCGAUGGCAGCUUCGAAAUGGGUAACCUCUUGGUGAUCGCUUUUGUGAGCUACUUUGGCGCCAAGCUGCACCGCCCGAGACUGAUCGGUGUCGGAUGUUUGAUCAUGGCUGCAGGGUCUUUUCUGACAGCGCUGCCACAUUUCUUCCAAGGCCCGUAUAAAUAUGAAACCAGUGUUGCUCACACCCUCCAGGACAAUGACACCUUGGGCAUCGUUCCAUGUUUGUCCAAACACAGCAUCACCGACGACACACAUGACUCCAUCAGCAAAAAAGAUUGUGAAAAGGCCGCCGGCUCUUCCAUGUGGAUAUACGUGUUCAUUGGGAACAUGCUGCGAGGGAUUGGAGAGACUCCCAUCAUGCCCCUGGGCGUGUCUUACCUGGAUGACUUUUCCAGAGAAGAGAACACUCCAAUGUAUUUGGCUUGCAUCCAGACGGUCGGAAUUCUGGGCCCCAUGUUUGGUUUCAUGCUGGGCUCCGUCCUCGCCAAGAUCUACGUCGACGUUGGAUUUGUGGAUUUAGACAGUGUGACCAUCAACUACACGGACUCUCGCUGGGUCGGAGCCUGGUGGCUGGGCUUCAUAGUGACCGGCUCAGUCGUCCUGCUGGCAGGUAUCCCCUUCUGGUUCCUGCCCAAGUCCUUGCCGAAGCAAGGCGAGGAGGAAUGUAAAAGCACUGAGCUCUCCACGGUGGCAGAGCAGGAGAACUUUCUUCCAGACGAAAAGGAAGAUGACCACGCCAAAGAAAAGGAGGUCACCUUCCAGCAGUUGGUAAAAGACUUCAUACCCUCCCUGAAGAGACUCUUCAAGAACAGCAUCUUCUCCAUGAUCAUUCUCACCUACCUUGUGGCCGUAAACGGCUUCAUUGGAAUGAUCACGUUCAAGCCCAAGUUCUUGGAACAAGUCUACGGUCAAUCUGCCUCCAAAGCCAUCUUCCUCAUUGGUAUCCUGAACCUACCAGCUGUGGCUUUAGGCGUCAUCACUGGAGGUUUUGUUAUGAAGCGUUUCAAGCUGGGAGCCAUUGGUGCGGCCCGCAUGGCGAUGACUGCCUCCUUGGGAUCCUUUUGCCUUCUCUGUGUUCAAGUCUUUCUCAACUGUGACAAUGCCGAGGUUGCUGGUCUUACAGUCACAUAUCAGGGUACUCCUGACGUGUCCUACAAUCACCAAACAUUGCUCUCACAAUGCAACAUGGGUUGUUCCUGCUCGCUGAAACACUGGGACCCAGUAUGUUCGUCCUCCGGCAUCACGUACGCCUCGCCCUGCCUGGCCGGCUGUCGCACCUCCACAGGGGUUGGCAAGGAAAUGACAUUCCACAACUGUACCUGCGUCAAAGAACUGACUAAUCCCAGCAAGAACAUGUCGGCAGUGUUGGGUCAGUGCCCGAGACAGAGCAACUGUGACCGGAUCUUCAAAAUCUACAUGGCUUUGUCAGUCGUGGGCUCCUUCAUUUCUGCCUGUGGAGGAACACCAGGGUACAUUGUCAUGCUCAGGUCCAUAGAGAAAGACCUGAAGUCACUGGCUUUGGGCAUGCAGACGUUGAUUGUACGAACUUUGGGUGGAAUCCCUCCUCCCAUAUAUUUUGGAGCCCUGAUUGACCGGACGUGUCUGAAGUGGGGCACCAAGCAGUGCGGCGGCCGUGGGGCCUGUCGACUUUAUGAUGCGCAUACAUUCAGAUACACCUUCAUGGGCUUGAUCUCCUCCUUCUAUUUCAUUUCCAACAUGCUUUGGGUCGUCCUCUACUUCCUAAUUGUCAAGAGGCACAAGAGGUCAGCACUAAAGGAUCAGGCCAAGGAGAAUGGUCAUGAGGUCAAAGCAGCCAAUGGACAUGCCAGCAUCAAAAUCUUCAAAGACAAAGAGGAUGCAGACCGGGAGAGUACUAUUUAACUUGUGUACAGUGAGAACAUUUCAGAACAAGUUGUUUGCCUGUACUGUGACCCUGGCCAGGUGUGAAUAGAAACAUUUUCCCUGCCAACAGGAGCUUGAAAACGGAAACAUGUAUGUCAGGUCAUUUUGACAUUCCGUUACGUUGCUAAUAAACACUGAAUAAGUGACUCCAUGUAUUAAACAUGGGGAGCUAUUGAUUCAUGAAUUCAUUGUCGAUAGUUGCUAGAGAGCUUGGCAGGGAUUAUUGGUGUCCUGCAAGAUUAGUGAGACAAAGUGUUUUGUAAGCAAAUAUAGUACUCGUGAUUUUAAUACGGUGAAGUUUUUGGAGCUAUGUAGCAGAACAAGUACUUUUGCAAUUUCUGUUCUUGUUCCUGAACACUGCUCAUAAACUGGAUGUUUAAUAUUCUCAAAGUGAUACGUUUAACAAAUAAUCACAACAUUUGUCAUACAGAAUAUUGGGUUAUGCAACAGGGCAUGUUUUUAAGUGGUAUCCUUCAGUAAUUAAUAAUUGUUACAUUUUAAUUAUUGCAACCUAUAGAACAUCGUCUUGUCAGUAUUUUAUGGAGCAUUUUUAGAUUGAGGAAAAAUUGUAUGGUUGAGUUAAGGCAAAAGAGAAAAUGGAAAUGUUUCCUUUUUUUUCCACUUUAUUAUUGUGUUACUCUCAACGUUACCCCUCUUCUUUGUAUCAAUGAGUUGCAACUUUUCAUGCUACAACAUCCAUUUUUGUAGCUCUGAAUUUGUGUUUUCUAUUUUUUUAUUCAUUUGUUUUAAUUUUUUAUAAUGAUUUUAUCUGACAGUCACAGUGUUGAUUCAUUCAUAAACUGUUGGAAUGAAUAAAAAAAAUCUUCUAUUAGGAUACUGGUAGGAAGAUAGCUCUCUGAAAGUGGCUCAUCCACUUAUUUGUUACAGCAUGAUGUCAAACCCUCAAACUUUCCUCUGUCUAUAGCUGUGAAGUUUUGACUUGUGGGUGUAGGAAAAUGAUGUGUAAUGAUGUGUAAAUGAUGACCUCACUGUUUUUCUCAUGUAUGUUUGCUGUGAAGACAAUAAAGAGUUU
Synchiropus splendidus (mandarinfish) is the source of this 3361-nucleotide messenger RNA. RefSeq names its product solute carrier organic anion transporter family member 1C1-like. Gene Ontology annotation, biological process: transmembrane transport; sodium-independent organic anion transport. Gene Ontology annotation, cellular component: membrane. NCBI's taxonomy places the organism in Eukaryota, Metazoa, Chordata, Actinopteri, Syngnathiformes, Callionymidae. Bases 256 to 2307 code for a protein of 683 amino acids. The record is from RefSeq and is a predicted model, not a curated record. Gene Ontology annotation, molecular function: protein binding. The transcript is spliced from 15 exons.